AUGUCGCUGGACGCCUUUAAUCUUGUUCAAUUGAGAACCGCUUUGAGGUCCAAAGUAUCAUUUCAGAUUGAAGCUGUGAAUAGUCUGGGCAGAACAGUGCCUUUAGACAAUGAAGAUAGCACAUAUUUAAUUAAGACUGCCUCCAUGACGGUGUAUGACAUUCCUGAUCUGCAAGGGGGGAGAGGAAAUUUGGGGUCUGUGGUCUUUUCUGAAUCUUUCCUCAAGUCUGAGAUACAUGUUAGAGACAAAGAUGGAGAAAUCACAUCAGACAACAGCUAUAUCAUUUCUGACUGCUGCUGUUCCCCGUUUUAUGUCCUGGCUGGUUGAGGACAAUGAGGUGAAACUUUCAGAGAAAGCACUGAAUUCGGUGAAGGAACACAAAUCAUUCCUGGGGAGUUUCCUUUCCGGAGGGGAUGAGACCUACAUAUGUUCCAGCAGUCGGCACAUUUCAUCCGAAGAAGGUAAACUGUUCUUCUUCUCACAUGGCGUCCUAUUUGUUCACCCCAACUAUGGCAGUGUUAGCAUACCACGGAGUCACAUGACUUCUGUCAAGUUCUAUGAUGGUGAUUCCAACAGUGUGGUCGCCGUUUUGCUAAUAGAGUACAAAAGCUCCCUGCUUCCUCACCUGCCUAUUCAUUUCACUUCUCCCGGCAACUUUGUCACGUUUGCACUUUUCCCCAAAUCCAAGAGUUACCGGGUUUUCUACUCCCAGGUACUGAACCAGUGGCAGCAGAACUCUGACAAUUCCGGA
Molecule: messenger RNA, 751 nt
Organism: Staurois parvus
Lineage: Eukaryota; Metazoa; Chordata; Amphibia; Anura; Ranidae
Source: the annotation of a GenBank genome assembly